Messenger RNA from Aedes albopictus (Asian tiger mosquito), 3628 nucleotides. RefSeq names its product histidine decarboxylase (gene Hdc). The transcript is spliced from 10 exons. NCBI's taxonomy places the organism in Eukaryota, Metazoa, Arthropoda, Insecta, Diptera, Culicidae. The record is from RefSeq and is a predicted model, not a curated record. Gene Ontology annotation, molecular function: pyridoxal phosphate binding; histidine decarboxylase activity. Gene Ontology annotation, biological process: L-histidine catabolic process; histamine biosynthetic process. Gene Ontology annotation, cellular component: cytoplasm. The coding region runs from base 454 to 3225 and encodes 923 amino acids.
CAGAUACACAAUAGGUCAGUUAACCCUUAAUACCCAACAAAACCUGAUACUUACCAGCACUUUCCGACACGAUCCAGAACACAGUCGGUUUUCGCGAAUUGUUCGACCAACAGGUUCUACCCUCCGUUCCGUGCAGCCCGGUUGGCAGGUAUCAGACAGUUAAAGCUAAUUAGUAUUUCCGGAAAAGUGAUUUUUUCAUAAACCUUUUUCCGGACGCAAGAUCCAUAACGUCGACGUUGAACGCUGUUCAGGUGUGCUUCCGCUGCUGUGAGUGAUAAUUGUGUGCCCAAUCCUGUUGCAUGAAGGAAAACGGGAAAAAAUCUCGUCAUUUUAAUCACGCGGAAAGCGGACCAGCAAACUGAUUAACUGCUAUCUAUCAGUCUUUCGCAGUCCCAGGAUAGCGACGCGGCUGAGUACAUUAGGAAUCACAACACCACAACCGACACCGCAGCAAUGGAUUUCGACGAGUAUCGCAAGCGAGGCAAAGAAAUGGUCGACUACAUCGCCGACUAUCUGCAGAACAUCCGCGAGCGGCGCGUCCUGCCCGACGUCAAGCCCGGCUACAUGUCCAACCUGUUGCCGGAGUCGGCUCCCCUCGAGGGUGAACCCUGGCAGGCGAUAUUCGACGACGUCGAGCGGGUAAUAAUGCCGGGCGUAACGCACUGGCAGAGCCCACACAUGCAUGCCUACUUUCCGGCGCUCAACUCUUUCCCAUCGCUGCUCGGCGACAUGCUGGCCGAUGCCAUAAAUUGCCUGGGAUUUACAUGGGCAUCAUCACCCGCAUGCACCGAGCUGGAAUCAAUUGUGAUGAACUGGUUGGGCAAAAUGAUUGGCCUGCCGGACGACUUCCUGCACAUACCGGGCGUCAGCAAGGGCGGUGGGGUAAUCCAAACGACGGCCAGCGAAGCAACGCUGGUUUGUCUUCUGGCGGGACGAACGCAAGCCAUCAGAAAGUUCCACGAACACAGCCCUGGUCAGCAGGAUGCAGAAAUCAACGCCCGGCUGGUGGCGUACUGCUCGGACCAGGCUCACUCCAGCGUCGAGAAGGCGGCCCUAAUCGGAUUGGUGCGGAUGCGAUUCAUUGAAGCUGAUGAGAACCUCAGUUUAAGUGGCCGGGCCCUGGAGGAAGCCAUCGAGGAGGACAUCAAGCAGGGGUUGAUUCCGUUCUGGGUCUGCGCCACCCUGGGAACCACCGGGGCGUGCGCCUUUGACAACCUGUCCGAGGUGGGUGACGUAUGCCUGAAGUACAAACUCUGGCUGCACGUGGACGCCGCCUACGCCGGCAGCGCAUUCAUCUGUCCGGAGUUUCGCGUCUGGUUGAAGGGCAUCGCCAAGGCGGACUCGAUCGCCUUCAAUCCGUCCAAGUGGCUGAUGGUUCACUUCGAUUGCACUACGAUGUGGGUUAAGAACAGUGGGGCACUUCAUAGGACUUUCAACGUAGAACCCUUGUAUCUUCAACAUGAAAACUCUGGUAUGGCGAUCGAUUACAUGCACUGGCAAAUCCCACUAAGCAAACGCUUUCGAGCGUUGAAGUUAUGGUUCGUGAUACGUAACUACGGGAUCAAAGGUCUUCAGAAGCAUAUCCGCGAAGGAGUUCGUUUAGCACAAAAGUUCGAAGCUCUAGUCCUGGCUGAUCACCGGUUUGAAAUUCCAGCUGCGAGGUACUUGGGCAUGGUUGUGUUUAGGAUCAAGGGCGAGAAUGAGCUGACGGAGAAGCUUCUUAAACGGCUGAACCAUCGUGGCAACCAACAUGCUGUUCCAGCGUCCCUGAAAGGGAAAUACGUCAUUCGGUUCACCGUGACUUCGACCUACACUUCAAACGAGGAUAUCUUGAAAGAUUGGAACGAAAUCAAGGUGGUUACGAGUGAACUGCUACAGGAACUGGACGUGAAGAUCGUGGACAGAAGAGUUCCGCUAAAAGAUACUCGCGAGAAGAACGAAGCGUUCGGAUCGAGUCUUCUGUUGGCCAACUCCCCAAUGUCGCCCAAGAUCGUGAACGGAUCGUUUGCUGCGAUUUUCGACGCGGACGAAUUUCUGGCCAAAGUUUACGCCGGGAUUCGAAUUUCGAACCAAGACUCGCCAGCGAUGCGGCGUCGCGUCCGAGGGAUUCUCAUGUCCGGCAAGCAGUUCUCGCUGGACUCCCGAAUGGAUCUGGUCGUGCAGGGAAUCAGCCCGAGCGAGGUCAAGAACGGGAUCGAAUCCAAAGCGAUCACCGAAGACAGCGAAGAGGUUUGGGAAGCUUGUGAGCAGAUGGAAGUUGCAGACCAAGACAUCCUCCUGGAGAACCUCGAGUCCCACUUUCUGCUACCGAUUCCGCUGCCCUGCUCGACACCACCCUCGACCCCGCGCCGUCAACUCCGCUCGCAAAGUGUGGAUGUCGGCAUGAUUCGUGCCCAAAUUAACCGGAGCAGCGCGCUCUACAAUAGUAACUACCUGACCGUACCAACCACUUGCACCAAAUCGGAGCCAUACUGCUCCACAAAUUCACUGGACCUGAUCUCCACCGCUUCCUCGUUGGUUUCAGACGUCGUCAAUUCGGCCAGGACAUCAUUCGAAUCCAAUCUGGGUUCAAUCGAUGAAAAUGGAACCGAUUUGCUGAAGUUUUCCAAGCGUCGGUGUGCGGAAGACAACUCCCAUCUAUUCUCACUAUCCAAGCCGAAUUUGUUUCCGGAGAAACGGGCAUCCGAGCCCACCAUUCGAUGUGCGUUCUAUAACAGAAGUUUCGAUGUACUCUGUCCGAAGCAGCCGGCGAAACGGGUUCUGUCGCAGAAUGACCUUCCGAGGAAACCCUUCCGGCGACAGAUUUCGACGAUCCACGAGUUGAUCGGUGACGAAGCCGUUUUGGACGGGGACCCGGACUGGAAGAAGCGGAAUCUGAUGGUCGCACCCAAGUUCCAAUGUUGCAUCUCGGACGAGGACGGACGGUGCAUUAACUUCGAUCCGGUGUUUCAUACGCAUGAGGAGAAGGAUCUGAGCGAGGAGGAUGAGACGGGGAAUGUGCUGGCGUUUGAGGAGAACUUCGUGGAUAGGAUAGAGCAGGUUUGUCCACAGCGGGAAGGUUUGGAUUUGGAUAGUAUCGAGGAACAUGGGACGGGGGAGGACGAGGAAGAAUGGGAGGAGGAUGUGAAUUGGGGGAGUAUGAGGAAGAGCUACUGUGACGAUGAGGUUAUUUAUGAAAAUGUUAAGAUUUGUCGGAAGUGUGGACACCAUACGGUCAGGUUAUAGCGUAGUGUAUUUGCUGAAAAUAGUUGUUGUAUUCAGUUUUGUAAGAGCUUCAAUGGUAGGAAUAAUAAUGUUAAUCCGAGAAAUAGUGUCAAAGUUGUAAGUUGAAAGAACGUGCUGACAGUAGUCUCCAAAAGGUUUACGGUGAGUUUAUAGUUUAGUCACGAACUUGAUUCCUGACCAAGAGAAACUAAUGAAUGCAGAAUCAUUUAUGAAGACCAAACUUGGGCGACUAGAGUUAAAAUGUGAAAUCAAGGAUAGAAUCAAACAUAAAGGCAAACCAAAUUCCGUAAAAGUUCUUAAAUUUCACUUACGUUAUGUAAAUGUCUUUGCUCAACAAAGAGUCCUGAACAAAAUUUACAUAAUAAACACUUUUCCGGGAAGUAGUCAAGUGCUACCGAUCAAA